Hemibagrus wyckioides is the source of this 5763-nucleotide messenger RNA. RefSeq names its product family with sequence similarity 13 member A (gene fam13a). Gene Ontology annotation, biological process: signal transduction. Bases 221 to 3418 code for a protein of 1065 amino acids. The transcript is spliced from 25 exons. NCBI's taxonomy places the organism in Eukaryota, Metazoa, Chordata, Actinopteri, Siluriformes, Bagridae. The record is from RefSeq and is a predicted model, not a curated record.
GCUGACUUGAGGGACUCCCCUCUGUCUCUGACUCAAUCCAGACUUUGUCGGACUUCCGCACUAGACUACAAAUGGACGACGGAUGGACUGAAUUCAUGGUUCUUGGCUUUGGGCUUUGUUCUGGAAUGUUUCUCGGACCUGCGUGAGAAGUGGAGGAGGGGGUGGAUUUAAGGAAUUCAUCCCUCUUUCUUUAAAACCACCACCUAGAAGAAGUGAGAGAAUGGGGGCAGGAGCACUCACCAUCUGUCACAACAAAACAGCCGUGCAGAUCAAGAUCAGGGAGGACAUGAAGAAGAUGGUCCAGCUGCCGGUGCUGAAGAAUUUGCCGACUUCUGCCACCAAUGGAGAUAGUCAGAGGAGUGGUCAGAGGGUGUUCGGCGUGUCACUGAUGGAGAUGAGCAAAUUGGGAUUGGUGAAGGACGGCGUUCCCUUAGUGUUGAGGAGCAUGGUGGAGUACCUCAGACUGCAUGGGCUGCAGCAGGAAGGUUUGUUCCGAGUGAGCGCUAGCGUGCGUGCUGUGGAGAGUCUGAAGCAGAGGCUGGACAGGGGAGAGGAGGUGGAUCUCGAGCAGGAGGCUGAGGUCUGCACUGUGGCCAGCUUGCUGAAGCUGUACCUGAGAGAGCUUCCUGAGGGCCUCGUUCACUCCUCCAUUCACAACACACUCAUCCAGCUGUAUAACGAAUCCAAAGAAGAUGAGUUCUGUAAGAACACGCAAGAGCUCCUGCUAAAGUUACCAGACGUUCACUACAGCGUCCUGCGCUACCUAUGUCACUUCCUCACCCAGGUGGAACAGCAGCAGUGCCACAACCGGAUGACUGCAUUCAACCUGGCAACUGUGUUUGGGCCUAACGUUUUCCAUGUGUCCCCUGGUUUUGAAGGCAUCCAGGAGCAGGAUGUGUGUAAUAAGAUCAUGUCUAGGCUCAUUGAGAACUACAGCACCAUCUUUGAGCCAGAUGGAGGAGAGGAGCAGCCCAAAAUCAAGCCUUCAAACAUCAUCAUGGUCAAAGUGGGUGCUUCUUCUUCACUGGAGGCCCACAUAGAUUUAGUGCACACAGAUACCAUGUCAACAUCCUGUCCGACACCAAAAGCACCCACUCCACUUCCCAGAAAGAAGAAGGCCACACGGAGCAGUGCGGUCGAAGACAAGGUCUCACCAAGAGAAAAGGAGCUGAGCCUAGAAACCCCAAUACCCACACCAAGAAAAAAGAAGGUGAAGAGGGUGAAAGGUGAAGCAGCACUGAGAUCAGUACCUCAGCCUGCUCCCUCCACAGGUCUUCCAUUCUCAAGACAUUUAUCCCAGUCUCCAGAGCACAGAGCCAAAUCUGGACUCCACACUCUGGGCUGGAGCUCUCAGGAGGAAAGCAUGGAUCUGAACCCUCCUAAACUCAGCCCCAUCGGGAGCAUGGACACUGUGGGCAGUUCGCAGGAGGACGAAAGACCAAUAUCUCCCUUCUAUGUGAGCUCCCAGCUCUCUCCUGGUCAUUACAGGCCUGACUUAGCACACUAUCUGGAGAAGACGAUCCGCUCAGCGGUGGAGCAGCACCUCUUCGAUGCUCACAUGCAGCCAGAUCUGAGUUUACAGCAGAGCUCAGAGGCAGCAGGUCAAGCUCCGUUACCCGCAACCACGGCUCGUCAGAGGAGGCGACAGCAGAGAGAGCAGGAGGAGAACCGAGAGAGGUGCAGGAACGACAUUGACAAGGAGAACAUACCGUCUCGUGGACCGAACAGCAGUGCUAGCAUUAGCAUCAGCAUCACCGAGGAGAGUGAGAGGAGGCUGGCUACCGCUGAUGAAGACUCCAGGUCCAGGAAACCCAAACACAGCCCUACCCUCACAGAGCUUUCCCAUAACCAAGGCUCACUCAGCCAUCACGGCUCAUGCAAAUCACAUGACAGAGACAUGGAAGAUGGUAUGGAUGCUACACAUAACAGGGAAUCACGAAAAACAAAUGACUCGGCUCAUCCUAAGACGCCUGCCAUGAAGAUCCAGGAGGCCAUCAACGGCCCGGAGCCUUCAGACGGCUGCGAGGACGUUCCUCGCCUGGACCUGUCCACUCUAAUGGAGGACAGCAACUGGGGAGAGCCAGUGCCAGCCUAUUCAUCAUGGCACAGAGACAACAUGGACAGUGAAGAAGCUCACCUCUCUCCCCACACCGGGGGCAAAAUGAUCCGACAGCUGCUGGAGGAAGACUCGGAUCCCAUGCCUUCACCACGCUUCUAUGCCUACGGGAACUCACAGCAGUACCUUGAUGACACCGAGGUGCCUCCCUCACCACCCAACACACACUCUUUCAUCAGCCGAAGGCGGAGUUCUUCGCUCGGCUCCUGCGAUAACGAGUGUGAGGAGCUCACUUCGACGCAGCUCUCUAAAAAGAUCCACAGCCUCAAGAAAAAGAUCCGCAAGUUUGAAGAAAAGUUUGAGGAUGAACGCAAAUACAGGCCGUCGCACAGUGACAAAGCGGCCAACCCAGAGGUCCUGAGGUGGAUGAAUGAGCUGGCCAAGCUGCGCAAAGACCUCAAAGAGCACAGUUUGCUGAAAUCAGAGGAAGAUCUGGCUCCUUUGCCGAGGCAGCGCAGCAACACGCUGCCCAAGAGCUUCGGCUCUCAACUGGAGAGGAAAAGCAGCGAGGCAAAGGCGCCCAAACCGCCUGUAGAGAGCACGCUGGAGACGGUGAUGAACAAACUGCAGGAGAAACGCUCCGAGUCCGGCCGGCCUGAGGACAUCAAGGAUAUGACCAGAGAACAGAUCGGUGCAGAGAAAGUCGCCCUGCAGAAAGCGCUGCUGCAUUACGAAGGCAUCCACGGCAGACCGAUCACAAAGACUGAAAGACAGCUCAUGAAGCCGCUGUAUGAUCGAUAUCGCCUUGUCAAACAGAUCCUGUGCAGGGCAUCCACCAUCCCAGUCAUUCAGGGUUCUCCAUCCAGCAAGCGCAGAGGCCCUCAGCUGCAGCCCAUUAUCGAGGGGGAACCCGCUCUCUUCUUCGACCAUGGCAAGGAGGAAGAGGACGGCUCGGACGAAGACAACGACAACAGGACGCAGUUUACGCAGCUGACAGUGCGUCCGGAGCUGAGCAUGCUGGGAUUUCUGGACCACCUGGACGAAGAGGUGGAUGGGUUUAUUUCACCAGUAGACGAGUUGUCGCCUUCGAAGAACAGCACCGAUAUGAGACUGUCCAACCUGCACGCUGCCACCAUACAGGAACUGGUGGAGCAGCUCCAGGAAGCUCGAGAGGAAAAGAAAAGAAUCCGAAAGAACCUGCGUGAAUUCGAGGACCAGUUCUUCAGGCAAAACGGCAGAAACGUGCAGAAGGAAGAUCGCUCGCCCUUAGCGGUGGAAUACAACGAAUACAAGCACAUCAAAGCCAAGCUGAAGCUGCUGGAGGUCCUGAUCAGCAAAAGAGACUCCUCGAAGUUCAUCUAGCAUCCAGCGUUGAGGAGAUAAAGCACAAGGACUAGCAGAUUCUGCUCAUGCUAAAGCUAAAUAAGCUCGUCGAAAACCCCCCUGUUGAAGUCGCACAUUGGGUGGGUUUUUUCCCCCCUAUUUCAAGCCAUCUGUAGCUCACAGGCAGAUCUGGCUGAAGAAGAUACCCCCCUCCCCUUCCAUCCUCCUCCUCCCUGUUGGAUUUCUCUACCACUAUUGACACUCACUCAGAGUGAUACAAUCUCACGCUUCUUCUGCUGGACUGUAAACAGAUGUCCUGUAGCUCAGUCCCAGUGCCAUCAACCAAUCACCUGCAGCUUUCAUCAACCCAACUUCCACGUUACCCACCGACACGCCGAUCGCACAUCCGACACACUCGUGGUGUUGUUCUCUACAUACAGUAUGUCUAAUAGAGUUGAUUAUUAUUUAUUUUGUCGAAACCUUCUGUGAGCGUCUGUUUAAUAAGAGAAGCAUUUCACAGGAUAGCAAACAUCUUCAUUUUUGUAAAUGACACGAUCUUAGAUUUGUCGAUGAUUACUGCUACACUGCCAGUCAAACGUUUUAAAACGUCUGAAGGUUUUGGAUUUAGAGGAAGAAAAACAAAGUACCAAAGACAUAACGUUUUUUUAUAUUUAGAACAUGCUUUUUUUUUUUAUAUUUAUAGGGUAUUUUAGUCCCAUCACAUUCACAUCUUAGUGGCGGAAAAGUGUGAUCCAGAGAACUCUCUGGGUGAGAGGGACGGUGUUAGAGAGUAUAGAGAGAGCAAAAUCAACUAAAUCACAUGCUCAUGUACACUAGAUUGCCAAAAGUUUUGGGACAUCUGCUUUUACAUGCACAUGAAUUUAACACUGAGUUGGUCCACCCUUUACAGCUUCAACUCUUCUGGGAAGGCUUUCCACAAGGUUUAGGAGUGUGUUUAUGGGAAUUUUUGACCAUUCCUCUAGAAGCGCAUUUGUGAGGUCAGGCACUGAUGUUGGAUGAGAAGGCCUGGCUCGCAGUCUCCGCUCUAAUUCAUCCCAAAGGUGUUCCAUCAGGUUGAGGUCAGGACUCCACACACCAAACUCGCUCAUCCAUGUCUUUAUGGACCUUGCUUUGGUCACUGGUGUACAGUCAUGUUGGAACAGGAAGGGGUCAUCCCCAAACUGUUCCCACAAAGUUGGGAGCAUGGAAUUGUCCAAAAUGUCUUGGUAUGAAGCUGAAGCAUUAAGAGUUCCUUUCACUGGAACUAAGUGGCUGAGCCCAACCCCUGAAUUCCAAUUCCAUCCAAUCACAAUGAUAUGGAGAGUGUCCCAAAACUUUUAGCGAUAUAGUGUAUGAGGAAGAGGGCCGAGCAUGUCGGACCUCCCUGCCUCAAGAGCAGCAUGGUAAGACGCAACCGCUUCACAUGCUUUUCAGAGGAGUUCUCCAGUCAUUUAUUGAGUGCAGGCUCAAUGUUCUCAGUGAUUUUUAAUCAUCCUAAGCAUGCUCCAUUCAACACUACACACCCAUCUGAAAAUUCUUUAAAAAAAAUCAAAACAAGCCAUCGACGUCCCCGAUUUCCGAUCAGACUAAUGAGUGUAAACACACCGUCACUCAGACUAUUUGAUGUUCAUAGACAUUUGACUGGCAUUGUGCAUUUCCGUGUUUGAAAUCAUCUGAGAGGAGGUUAAGACGAUUAUGGGAACUUCAGGGAAAAAACAAUACAAAAAAAAAAAAAAAAACACGCCGUUUUACCUUUUCAUGCUAAUUCAGUAUGGUGCCAUAUUUCACACGUCUCUAUGCGAGUUGCGGCUGUAGACGACGUCGCUUUUUUGUUUUUAAAAGCUCUCCAUUGUAUUCUUUCACGCUUUCUCACUGCAGUAAUUUGCUUAGUGUAGCCCAAGCAGGUUAUUUAGCGAGAAUCAGUUUGUACCAGUUUCCUUUUCGAGUCUUUUCACACUUCACAUGGCGAAGACGCACAACAUCUCGAUCAGAGAUGACCAGCGAUGCUGAUGUUUUACGUGUUUUAUUUUUUCUUUGCAUUUCGUUAUAUGGCUCUAACCAGCUUUUAUUGUAACAAUGACAAUGACAAUGACAUGGGCCAACAAGCGUCACAGCAACCUGACUGCUUUCUUAUUACAGAGAGAGAGAGAGAGAGAGAGAGAGAGAGAGAGAGAGUGUAGGGUUGGCUUAUAUAGAUCCAGAGUUUAAAAUAAGCAUGUUAGUCUCUCCUGUUUUUCUCGAGAACAGAUAUUUUGCAGUGUGACCUUCGUUUUUUCUGAACGUGAACACUGAUGGUUUAUAAUGAAUAAGGGUGUGUACAUUUUAGUACAUGAUUUAUUUGUAUUUUGUAUAUAUGACCUAAAGCUAAACCUAUUUUUACUGAA